AUUAACUACCACCGUGUUGACAUUAAAUUAUUUCUUCCCCUAAGCUGUUGCUGAUAUACAUGUACAUUAUCUUUGAGGCGUGUUUGCUCCGUCGUAGUCGAUAGGAGGGUCAAAAGGCUAGAAAACAAUUAUAAAAGUAAACUAAUAUGGCUACCGGAAGUGAAUCCAUAGUUCCAGAGAAGGAACUUCACAGCUUUGUAGUACGUUGUAUGGAAGCUGUUGGUGCAAACUCAGAACAUGCUAGCGUGUUGGCGGAUCUUAUUGUGGCGGCAGACACAAGAGGGCACUAUAGUCACGGACUAAAUAGAUUAGAUAUGUAUGUCAACUCUAUUGAAACGAACACGACGUCCCAUGGUAAAGGAAUAGAACCUCAGAUUGUCAAAGAAACGGUAGCCACAGCUUUAGUAGAAGGGAACAACAUUCUUGGUCCAGCGGUCGGAAAGUUUGCUAUAGACUUAGCUAUAAAGAAAGCCAAAGAGGCAGGCAUAGGUUUUGUGACAGUUAAAGGUUCAAAUCAUUUUGGAAUAGCUGGAUGGUAUGGCAUGAGAGCUAUGGAACAGGGAUUGAUUGGAAUGGCUUUCACGAAUACAUCACCACUGUUAGUUCCGACAAGGGCUAAAAAGGUGACCCUAGGAACAAACCCAAUAUGUGUGGCUGCCCCAGCCAAGGAUGGUGAUAAUUUUGUACUCGACAUGGCAACCACAAGUGUGGCAUUAGGAAAGAUAGAGUUACAAGAAAGGAAGGGAGAAUCAAUGCCGAAUGGCUGGGCUAUUGAUAAAGAAGGAAAGGAAACAAAUGACCCCUCAGCUUAUGCAGGUCUCCUUCCGCUCGGAGGAUCUGAGGAGAGCAGUGGCUAUAAGGGUUAUGGUCUGGCAAUGAUGGUAGAAGUGCUGUGCGGAAUUUUAAGUGGAGCAAAUUUCGGACCAAAUCUUCGUACAUGGAAAGAUUUUGAGAAAGUUGCAAAUCUCGGCCAAUGUUUUAUUGCAAUUGAUCCUAGUGCAUUUGCUGAGGGAUUCGCCGAAAGAAUGAGCGAAUUAAUGGAAUAUUGUAGACGUCUUGAACCGGCAGAAAAGGAACUUCCGGUAAAGGUGGCUGGUGACCCUGAAAGAUUCCAUAUUGAUCUUUGUAAACAACAUGGAGGAAUUCCCUAUCAUCAGAAUCAAAUAACGUUUGCGAAUGAUUUAGCCAAAAGACUCAAAGUGAAGCCCAUGAUGACAAAAGAUCAAACCCUGAAAUGACGUGAACGCUAAUAAUACAAAAAUCUUUUCUUAUUACUCUCUAAUCAUGUAUUCUAAAGCUCAUAUACAUUUAUAAUAAAAGAAUGAAUUCUUUCUAA
Saccostrea cuccullata (small rock oyster) is the source of this 1336-nucleotide messenger RNA. RefSeq lists its product as uncharacterized. Bases 147 to 1238 code for a protein of 363 amino acids. Gene Ontology annotation, molecular function: oxidoreductase activity. The record is from RefSeq and is a predicted model, not a curated record. Lineage: Eukaryota; Metazoa; Mollusca; Bivalvia; Ostreida; Ostreidae. The transcript has 13 exons.